AUGCAGCGCUGGCACGAUGUGGCCUGCAGACACCCAGAUGUCAGAGUGUCAGCCGAUCAAACGCCUCGCUGUCAUGCAUGCGGCAAAGAGCCACAGAUAACUAAGCUGGAAAGAAGCGGAGGCCCAAGCCACUCCUCCCUGUCUAUUCCUCCCGAUAAAUGUUUAGGAGACUUGGAUCUUUGGUGGCCGCGCUCGGUGCCGUACGUUCAAUCAAGCCUUAAGCUAGACGCAGAGUCAGAGGAUGCUCCUCUGGUUAUCGAUCCACAAGAUGAUGCAGACGAAAAACCGGCAGAAGACAUAAUAUACAAAUCAACUCUCGGAUCCGACGAGUUCCGCCUGGUCUGGCUCGACUCUGCCGACACCCUCGACAGUCCUUUACAUCUCAACCUUUGCGACUACAAACUGGACGACUGCCCCGAGUAUGAACCCGUGUCGUACACUUGGGCCGGAGAAGAUGGCGACAGCACGCCUUGCAAGCCUGUUUACUUUGGUCCAUUCUGGGACAUCAUGCUACAGACCAAGAACUGCUGGGAAAUGCUUCGGUUCGUACGGCCGUGGUAUGGCAACCGCAUUGUGUGGGUUGAUGCCAUCUGUAUCAACCAGGCCGAUAUCCAGGAGCGCAAUAUCCAAGUGGCAAACAUGAGUCGUAUUUAUUCUUCUGGUAACCGGGUCAUCAUCUACCUGGGACCAGACAUUGCUAUGCCGCUAUAUGGCAAGCACCCACGACGUCGCAGGCUUCAUGAGAUCGCAGACGGCACCGUCACAGCGAAUUUCCCAACUCCCCAGCCAGUUGAUAGCUCUAGGCACACAUCGUCUAUCGAAUCUCCCAGGAGUCUAAAAGCACUUCUAGGACGACGGUAUUUCUCCCGCAUAUGGGUCAUCCAGGAGCUGCUCUUAUCACAGCGCGCCGUAAUACGCGUCGGAGACGUUGACUUCUGGACUGACCCUACCACGUCUACCUACUUCUCCAUCAACUUGCCGGAGUGGAGUUGGGAGCAGACAGAUGCAGCGUGGGUGCAAUAUGUCUCACAAGGUGCCGCGAGCAUAAACACCCUAAGAGACUUACUACUGCUGACCUCUCACUGCCGUGCCACGGAUCCUCGUGAUCGUCUGUUUGGGCUUCUGAGUAUAAUGCCUGAGAUGCCUCAUCCAAGCGCAGAGGGCGAUGCCUCACCAGCAGAGGGCACCGGGCUUCACGCGGACUACUCACUCUCGUCCCAACACGUCUUUAUAGGUCUCUUUGCCUACUGUCUCUUGAAUCUGGGACAUAUCAAUAUCCUCUACCAUGCGUCGGGUAACCUGUCAAGAUGGAAAGCAUGCUAUCCCACCUGGGCUCCAGACUGGACGUCGCGAGCAACCUGGCGGGCCCUCUUUGACGGACCCGAACUGACCAGCGAGCAGGUGGAGGCGGAAAUUCGCGAUAUAAUCCAAGAGGGCGUCCGUGAUGGCCAAGGUGCCGAAUCGGAUUGGUAUAUAGAACCAAGGAGCAGCGAUUUGGGUUCUAUAAUCGAAUGCUGGGGACCGGCCUCAACUCAUGCCGCGACGCUGAGGCCCUGGUACAAAGACGCGCACAUAGACGCCUCGACGGGGGCACUGUCUAUAAAUUUGACACAUUACAUGUCAGUCCCUUGGAGGUUGAAGCGAGUUGGUCGCAUCGGUGUAUAUCAGAUUUUCGCAGUGAAAAAGCCGCUGGCUACUGUAUUCAUCCUCUCGGAACACCGGAUCGACAAGAUGGUUAUGGGAGACGGCAACGACGAGCUGUUUAUACUGAGUCAGCCCGGUCACUACACGCUACCGACCUAUCUUCUUCUGAGGAGAAACUCCGAUUCAGGAGAGAGGGAAUCGUACAACUUUCUUUCCGCAUGCCCGUUUGUCCAGAUUCAGACAGAUGUUAGCAUUGGCGCAAGGGGCUUCAUGCAUGUAGCGCUAAAAGACCUACAGUACAGCGUAUAUGACAUGCUCCAAGACCUGCAAGAGAGGCUGGACUAUCCGCUGUAUGUUCAAAAAGGCCUUGAACUCACUAGCCUUGAGAUGAAGGGGCUGUUCGCCGGGAUUGAGACGAAUCGCCAGAUCCUGCCCUUGAUCCAGGUGUUGCACUCGGAAAGGUUGAACCCCCCUGGGGACCCGGACGCUUUCGUUGACGCAUAUCUCGCUUGUCUGUCUCCAGAAUACAAAGCAUUCGCCAAGGGAAGCUUUCUCCAAAUCUCAUUUUCAACAAGUCAGGAGGGUGUAGCCGAAAUGUUCUUCAAGGAGCGCGGAAAGCUCAAUGGGUCUGAGGCUCGUUUUCGAUAUCGCGUUCGCGAUUCUGGAGAUGAAUGGAGAUCGACAAUUGUGUCUCAGUCCAAGUAUAAGCAAAUUACCCACUCCUCGCAACCUCAGCAGUGGAUUGACAUUUGCUUCAAAAUACACGAGGUUCGCCAAGCUUUGACGUUAUAUUCAAAUGUCGAUAGAAUUCUGGAUACCAUGGAUGUGAUUUCAGCUUCGACUGGGCGCACGGGCGAAGACUUAUGGUCAAUGGUGACUAGUGACCCUGGAGACGAGUGCAAGUUUAUUUGUAUCUCGCAAGCCCAAACAUAUAUUGAUUUAGACACAAAGUUAUGUGACUAUUUUAGGAUGAAUGGGAGUACAUUCAUGGUGAGCAUCGAGUAG
This is a messenger RNA of Clonostachys rhizophaga, 2649 nucleotides long. Lineage: Eukaryota; Fungi; Ascomycota; Sordariomycetes; Hypocreales; Bionectriaceae. The record is from the annotation of a GenBank genome assembly.